Microplitis demolitor is the source of this 1806-nucleotide messenger RNA. RefSeq names its product tolloid-like protein 1. The coding region runs from base 1 to 1806 and encodes 601 amino acids. The record is from RefSeq and is a predicted model, not a curated record. Lineage: Eukaryota; Metazoa; Arthropoda; Insecta; Hymenoptera; Braconidae. Gene Ontology annotation, biological process: proteolysis. The transcript is spliced from 6 exons. Gene Ontology annotation, molecular function: metalloendopeptidase activity; zinc ion binding.
AUGAAGUCGAUAUUAAAUAUACAUGUUAUUCAAAUUCUGUCAUUGGCAGUAUCGGUAAGUAAUUCUCAUAUAAUACAUGAAGAAAAAAGCGGGAAUAAAGAGUAUGCCGGAGCUGUGGAUUUAGAAAACAUUCCGCUAGGAAAUAAAGUCAAAAAAUCAGUAGCUAUUAAAAAUAAAAACGAUCUUUGGGAUGAAGGUAUUAUUCCUUAUGAAAUUGAUGACAUGUUUACUGGAAAACAACGCACUAUUUUCAAACGAGCGAUGCGAAUGUGGGAACAGUUUACUUGCGUUCAGUUUAUUGAAAGAGAUCCUAAGAUACAUCCCGAUUACGUCUUCAUCACUAAAUUAGACUGCGGCUGCUGUUUCGACGGGAAAAUGCCAAGAAAUAAUGGGCGCAGUGAAUUAAGUUUGGAUGAUGGCUGUGAUACAUUGCACAUCGUCCUCCAUGAACUGGGACACGCUUUGGGUUUUUAUCAUGAGCACCAACACCCAGAUCGCGAUGAGUAUGUCCACAUUAAUAGGCAAAAUAUCGAACGAGAAAAAAAAAAGUUUUUUCUGAGCGCAGGUUAUUGGGAAGAAUUUAGUAAAUUUUCACCUGAUCAAGUUGAUACUCUGCAACAGCCCUAUAAUUAUCGUUCCAUAAUGCAUUAUCCUCCAAAUGCUUAUGCAUAUCUUGAUUUUUUGGAUACGAUUGUUCCUAAACAGUUAGAUAAUGGCAGGAUACCAACAAUGGGUUCCUACGUAAGACUUAGCAUAGGCGAUAUAGAAGCUACUAAUCGUCUCUAUCAAUGUCCCAAGUGUGGAAGAACAUUAUUUGAAAAUAAUGGAACUAUUGAGUCGCCGAAUGACUCAGCCGAUUCCUCGACUACCGGCAUAGAUUAUUGUGAGUGGAGAAUCUCGGCAUCACAUGGAGAAAAAGUCGCUCUUAAAAUUUUGACUUUAAACAUUUUCAAAAGCUUUGAGUGUAUGACAGAUUUUAUCGAAGUUCGAAAUGGCCCAACAAUCUAUAGCCCUCUUUUAGGUAAAUACUGCGGCGAAGAAAAAAAUAUACUGAUUAUAAGUGACAAUCUUUUAGUGAGAUAUCGUAAAACUAUUGAAGACAAUAAAUUUAACAGUGGCUUUAUAGCAAACUAUUACAAAAUCUGUGGUGGUGAAAAAUCACUAUCCAGUAACGAUUCUAUUAUUUUAGAGUCACCAAAUUAUCCGAAUCGUUACGAAUCGAAUAAAGAUUGCUUAUGGGAACUAAAAGUACCAGAGAACCAUAGCACGACAAUAAAAUUUAAUUUUUUCAGUCUCGAAAUGAGCACAGAUUGUGCUAAUGAUUAUAUUGAAAUAGGAGUGAGUAAUGAUUCACAUUCGAAUAUUGCGACUUUUUGUGGUGAAAGAAGCCCAUGGGAAAUUACUUUGAAUUAUACGAGAAUUUACUUUAAUUUUGUUAGUAAUAAUUUAAAUGAAUAUGCCGGAUUUUCCGCAACGAUUACUACCGUACCGUUAAUAUCGAUAAGUAAUUCUCAUAUAAUAAAUGAAGAAAAAAGCGGGAAUAAAGAGUAUGCCGGAGCUGUGGAUUUAGAAAACAUUCCGCUAGCAAAUAAAGUCAAAAAAUCAGUAGCUAUUAAAAAUAAAAACGAUCUUUGGGAUGAAGGUAUUAUUCCUUAUGAAAUUGAUGACAUGUUUACUGGAAAACAACGCACUAUUUUCAAACGAGCGAUGCGAAUGUGGGAACAGUUUACUUGCGUUCAGUUUAUUGAAAGAGAUCCUAAGAUACAUCCCGAUUACGUCUUCAUCACUAAAUUAGACUGCGGGUAA